AUGCUGGCAAUACCGGGGCAGGUGGAACUUGGAAGCAGAAGAUGGGAGGCGGGGCGGCAGACCACAGCGGGCAGAGCAGCACGUGCUUGCCCAAUAGUGCGCAACAAGGGGACGGGGAAGCUGCGCAGCGCGACGCGGUACUCCGCCCUCAGCACGACGUGCUUGCGCAAACGAGCACGAUGUGCGCCAGAGGAAAAGAGGGCGAGGUGGAGGGCGACGCAGACUCCAAAGGGCCGCAACGAGGUGGAGGUGGAGGCGGAGGGCGAUGCGGAGGGCCGCGACGUGGAGGAGGGCAACGUGGAGGUGGAGAUGGGCGACGCGGAGACGGAGGACUCAGAGGAGGUGGUGGUGGGGGACGCAGAGGCCGGGGACGCGGAGGCGGAGGACGGCGAGUGUGAGGGCUCGCGAGAUGACGCAGAGGGCCGGAUGGUGGGUGAGGCGGGGGCGGGCGAGGCGAACACGGGCAACACGGGGGAGGGCAGCGCGGGCGGAGGAGGUGGGCGACGUGGGCAGAGUCGGAGGCGGGCAGCGCGAAGGUGGGCGAUACAAACGGAGGGUAGCGCGGUAGUAGCCGAGACGGAAGUGGACGACGCAGAGGCGAAGGAGGGCCGAUACGCGCAGCGCGCAGGCGGAGGUGGGAAAUACGGAGGAGGUGGACGACGCGCGCGGAGGUGGGCGACGUGGUUGAGGGCGAUGGCAGCUCGGAUGGGUGAAGCGGGAGGGGAGAGCAGGUGGGCAUCGGGAGUGCAGACUCACCAGAACAAGGGCCGCGGUACAUCACCGCGGCCCCCAUAUCCUAAUCUCCAUGCUGAGGACGUCCGGAAGGACGUCCUCGUGCGGUGUGGAUGCAGCUGGCAAGGUGGGUGA
Epithele typhae is the source of this 867-nucleotide messenger RNA. RefSeq lists its product as uncharacterized. The transcript has 3 exons. Bases 1 to 867 code for a protein of 288 amino acids. The record is from RefSeq and is a predicted model, not a curated record. Lineage: Eukaryota; Fungi; Basidiomycota; Agaricomycetes; Polyporales; Epitheliaceae.